AAUAAGGCUGAGUUUCAAAACAGAAUAUGAUAACUUUGUGUACUCAAUAUUGAUUUCGAUCACCUCGAACAAGGUCAUAUUAUAUAUAUAUAUAUAUAUAUGCGAACCCACAUGAAUGUUUUCAAGGGCGAAUAUAUCUUAAAGCAAGAGUUACUUCAGCGAAUUCCAGAACAUUCCAUCAUGGUACAUUCAGUUGCAUCUUACGUUAGUCCAAAGCGUAGGAGUAGGGAGACACAAAAACUCAUUUUCGACAACUCCAUUUCGAUCUUUCUCUAUGUGUUAUUUAUGGUGACGGUGGCAGUCGGUUUGGUCGUCUUGUUUACUGCUUUGCCGAGGAUACCCGAUUAUUUCAUGGUUCACGUCUAUAUGGUGUAUAUUAUGAUACUACUUGUGGCCAUUCUCUUACUUUUUUCAUUAUUUGUGGAGAAAAUCCGUUUGAGUUUUCUCGGUGUUGAAAUAACGCUUUGGAGUGUAAUCACAUUGUGGUCUUUGGUCUUCGCCACUAUUUUCUCUCCUGUUAAGUGUAAAUGUGCUCUGAUAGCAUUAGGCGUGACAAUUAUGCUCACGUUUGUGACAGUUGUGGUGGCUUUCAAUCUGCCGACUUGAAUCAAAAGGGGUUUAUCGUUUUCUUUGUAAUAUCAGCCGUCCUUGGAGUUUUAGCUAUCGUUGGAAGGAUCUGUUAUUACUUCAUCUCUGGAUUAAAAGAUAAACCGAUAAUCUGCAUACUGCUAGCAGUUCCAGUAGCGUUAUUCAUACUCUCCGUGAUGUUUGUUUCAGUCAGCAUGCGCAAACGGAUAAUGUGGUGGUUUUCGCCUGAAUCCAUGGAUUUAAUUUUUACAUUCGUCAUUUGGUGUCAAAUGAUGAGCUUAUUUGCACAAAUUUAUUCCAGCCUAGAAUUGUGUAAAGACAAGCUUUGUGGCCCGACAAGAACAGAACAAUUAUUUGUGGAAGGGUUGUCGAAUUAUUUGCAUUGAGUAUUCGUCAUCAUCAUAUUAUUAUUGUGCUAAAAUUUCGACUGAAUCAUAUCGAAGUUUUCUUCCAAUUUCACAUGUGCUAACGUCUUUUUUACACUGAUGAUAACUAACGUAAUCUUCAUAAAUAAUAAAUGCACAAAUAUAAACGAACUAAUCAGAUAGAAGUCUGCGUCUAUCUGUGAUGUCUGAAUGCUAGUAUGAUGGGUGCUUCGGCAUUUGUUUGUAAAAUAAAAUCAAAACUUAAAUUCUA
Molecule: messenger RNA, 1224 nt
Organism: Trichobilharzia regenti
Lineage: Eukaryota; Metazoa; Platyhelminthes; Trematoda; Strigeidida; Schistosomatidae
Source: the annotation of a GenBank genome assembly